UGCAGGUCCACAUCUUGUUUCUGCUCCCCAUGGCCUUUCUCCUGCUGCCUGGGACUUGGUCUGGUGAGAUCAUCGGGGGCAAGGAAGCCAAACCCCACUCCAGGCCCUACAUGGCGUAUCUGGAAAUACAAUUUGGAGAGGAGACGUUUCGCUGCGGCGGCUUCCUGGUGGCAAAGAACUUUGUGCUGACGGCCGCCCACUGCCAGGGAGACACGAUCACGGCCGUCCUGGGAGCCCACAGCUUAGAAAAGCGAAGAGAACAACAAAAGAUCAAAGUGUCGAAAAAGAUCCCCCAUGAAAAAUACAACAACAGAACAAAGAAAAAUGACUUCAUGUUGCUGCAGCUGGCGAAGCCUGCGAAGCUGAAUAAAUUUGUGAAUACCAUCCCCCUGCCUAAAACUGGUGAAACGGUGGAGCCCGGGAUGGUGUGUAGUGUGGCCGGCUGGGGUCUCACCAUCGCUAACGAUAUUUCGUCUGCUGCCAACGCGCUGCGGGAGGUGGACGUGGAGGUGCUGGAGGAUGACGAGUGCUCAUAUGGUGAUAACUACGACCCGGCGACCAUGCUGUGUGUGGGGCACCCACAGAAGUGCAGAGAUUCUGCAAAGGGCGACUCCGGUGGCCCCCUGGUGUGUGAUGGAAAACCCCAGGGCAUCGUCUCCUGGGGGACCAAGGAUGGGACUCCCCCGGGCGUGUACACGAGAGUCUCCACUUUCAUCCGUUGGAUCCAGGAUAAAAUGCGUCGGCCGCAGCCCUAA
Pelodiscus sinensis (Chinese soft-shelled turtle) is the source of this 755-nucleotide messenger RNA. The record is from RefSeq and is a predicted model, not a curated record. Lineage: Eukaryota; Metazoa; Chordata; Testudines; Trionychidae.